CACUGCAGGUUGUUCCACAGGGCUUUCAGAGAGCUGAUGUCUCCUUCCGAUGCAUUCGCAUCACUCGUGCAAAGCACGCAGCUAAUAAGAACCCCACAGUGGAGCCGUUUCCUGACGGCUUGGAGAUGAUCAUGUUUGAGAGGCGCUUCUGGAGGAUGCUUGGUGUGUUCUCUACACAAGUGGGCUACGCUGGGGGCUUCACACCUAACCCUACCUACCAUGACAUGUGUUCAGGUUUAACAGGGCACACAGAAGUAGUGCGAAUGGUCUUCUCUCCUAAAAACAUCAGCUUAGAGAAACUUCUCAAAGUCUUCUGGAAAAGCCAUGACCCCACUCAAGGAAUGGCACAGGGGAAUGAUCAUGGCACGCAGUAUCGUUCUGCCAUCUACACCUACAGCCCAGAACAGCAAGAGCUGGCCAUGAGAAGCAAGCAUAUGUACCAGGAGGCUCUGACUAAGAAAGGCCUGGGUGAGAUCACCACAGAGAUCCGAAAGCACACUGAAUUUUACUUUGCUGAAGACAAUCACCAACAAUACCUGCACAAGGUGCCUAAAGGAUACUGUGGGUUAAAGGGCACCGGUGUCACAUGCUCUAUUAGAGGAGAGAAAGAUGAACUCUGACCCAGGGCACACAGGCAUUGUCUGCUAUUUUAAAGAGAUAGUUCACCCAGAAAUUAACAUCAUGUCAUCACUUAUUCAGCCACACGUUGUUCCAAAC
This is a messenger RNA of Sinocyclocheilus anshuiensis, 717 nucleotides long. Its product is annotated as mitochondrial peptide methionine sulfoxide reductase-like. Gene Ontology annotation, cellular component: cytoplasm. Bases 126 to 620 code for a protein of 164 amino acids. The record is from RefSeq and is a predicted model, not a curated record. The transcript is spliced from 6 exons. Gene Ontology annotation, molecular function: peptide-methionine (S)-S-oxide reductase activity. Gene Ontology annotation, biological process: cellular response to oxidative stress. Lineage: Eukaryota; Metazoa; Chordata; Actinopteri; Cypriniformes; Cyprinidae.